CGUCGCGGAACGAGAGCUAAAUGUUAGCGGACAGUGAUCGUUUGGUCAAUAUAACGGAUUUAAAAACACUAUACUCUUAAAAUCCAGAAGCCAGGUGUGUUCUGUGGUUGUGUCUUCAGGCGGAGGGAGUCUGUUUCGUGAACCUUCACAUCUACCAGUUAUUUGUUUUCCCCGGACUGACGUUGUGAAAGAUGAGCGGUGAAUCAGAGGCCAACAAAGAGUUUAUGGAGCAGCUGCGGAUGCAGGAGCUCUAUGGUCAAAGAAAUGUGGACGGCUCUGACCCGUUUACCUAUACUGACCCGGAGGACGGGACUGUGUAUGACUGGGACCAUGAAAAGAAGGCCUGGUUCCCUAAAAUAACAGAGGACUUCAUCGCAGCCUACCAGGCCAACUAUGGCUUCACUAAGGACGGAGAUCCAGACGCAAACAAUGCUGCAGUGAGCAGCACUGACCCUGCAGCCCCAGAGAAGGAGAAACCGGGAGAUGACGCCCAAAAACCGAAACCAGAGCAGCAGGAGACCCCAGCAAAAGAAGCCAAGCAGAAAGGGGAGAAGAGGAAAGCGGAGCCAGGAUGGUUUGAUAUUGACGACAAUAAAAACACUAACGUCUAUGUGUCAGGCCUGCCCCCUGACACCAGCACUGAAGAGUUUGUCGAGAUGAUGUCCAAGUGUGGCAUCGUGAUGCGGGACCCCAUCACUGAAGAGUACAAGGUCAAACUCUACAAGGACAAAGAAGGCAAUCUGAAGGGAGAUGGCCUCUGCUGCUAUCUCAAGAAGGAGUCGGUGGCAUUGGCUACGCGUCUGAUUGACGAGACAGAGGUCAGAGGUUACAGACUCCAUGUGGAAGCGGCACGGUUCGAGCUGAAGGGCCAGUACGACGCCAGCAAGAAGAAGAAGAAGAACAAAGAGUAUCGGAAGAAGCUGCAGCAGCAACAGAAACAGUUGGACUGGAGGCCAGAGAAGAAAGGAGAAGUGAGGAAGAGACAUGAAAAAGUUGUCAUCAUCAGGAACAUGUUCCAUCCGAGUGACUUUGAGGAAGACCCGCUGGUGCUGAAUGAGUAUCGUGACGAUCUGCGGACAGAGUGUGAAAAGUUCGGGGAGGUGAAGAAGGUCAUCCUCUUCGAUAGACACCCGGACGGCGUGGCAUCAGUCGCCUUUAAGGAGCCUGAUCAAGCCGACGCAUGCAUCCAGUCGUUCGACCGUCGCUGGUUUGGAGGGAGGCAGCUGUCUGCUCAGCUUUGGGAUGGAACGACAGACUAUCAGGUGGAAGAGACGACACGAGAGCGGGAGGAGCGGCUGAAGACUUGGUCUACUUUCCUAGACGGGAGCGCUCAGGGCCAACAGAACAACAACAACAACUCCGCCGCCAAACCAGCAGCAGAGGGCGCCAACACCACAGAACCCACAGAACCCUCCAGCACUACAGAACCCAAACAGCACCCAGAAACAGAACCGCAGCCCUCACAGCAACAGGAACAGGAAGUGGACUCCACAGACAGCAGCCUGGCAGGAAGUGACGACGAGGAAGCUUAGACACUUACAUGCACAUCUUUGGUCCCCAUGGCAACCAAUUAGUCCUGCUUGAACUGCUGCAAAGCUCUGUGUGGGGAGGAGAAGGAGGAGGAGGAGUCCAGACUGUUUGACGUGUUUUGUAAUGUAGAAAAAUAAAAUAAUGAUUUUUGUCUACCCUA
Messenger RNA from Thunnus maccoyii (southern bluefin tuna), 1690 nucleotides. It is a transcript of the gene htatsf1, whose product is annotated as HIV-1 Tat specific factor 1. NCBI's taxonomy places the organism in Eukaryota, Metazoa, Chordata, Actinopteri, Scombriformes, Scombridae. Gene Ontology annotation, cellular component: U2 snRNP; U2-type spliceosomal complex. The record is from RefSeq and is a predicted model, not a curated record. The transcript is spliced from 10 exons. Gene Ontology annotation, molecular function: RNA binding. The coding region runs from base 192 to 1532 and encodes 446 amino acids. Gene Ontology annotation, biological process: mRNA splicing, via spliceosome.